AUGAUAGCUAAAUUUUCUGUUUUUAGCUUGGGUCAACAGAUGAUGAAGAAGGCAGUUUUGUUGUUUGGAGUACUCACCUAUGCCUUAGCAGAUAUUUAUAGUUGUGGUGGAUUUGUGAAGUCUAACGUACCAAUCGAUUAUUCAAAGAUCCAGGUCAAACUUCUAACUCCUGAAGGUCACUUGAAACAUGAAGAGGAAUGCAAUCCACAAAACGGGUACUACAUGAUUCCAAUAUACAAUAAGGGACGUUAUUCGUUGAAAGUCUCAGCUCCAGAAGGAUGGUAUUUUGAACCAGAAACCUUCGACUUCAAACUCGACGGUUUCAAUGAUCCGUGCAGCAAGAACGAAGACAUUAAUUUCUUUCUGGCAGGAUUUUCUAUCCAUGGAGUAGUUGAUGGUGGAUCGGGAAAAGGCCCAACUGGUCUCUCAUUGACGUUAAAACAGGAUGGAAAAGUCAUUGAUACUGCAACAACGACUGAAAAUGGGAAGUAUUCUUUCCGAGCUGUGGCAGGAAAGUACGAGGUAUCAACGGGAGCUGAUUCAUCGGUGUGCAUAAGUCAUGGGAAGGCAAUUGUUGAGGUGAAAAAUGCUCCAGUACUAAUAAAACCAGACCUCCGAAUAGCUGGAUAUCAGUUUACUGCAUCGGUAAUGAACAAGGAUCGUCCCCUACCUGGAGUGAGAAUCACUCUCUAUUCAGAGACAAUGCCUGAGCUUGAAAAAUGUAAACCUAUCACUACUCCCGUCAGUGGAAUAGAAAAUGUAAAGUUCAUCUGUCCGAUCGGAAUCACUUCUGCUGAGGGACAAGUUAUCGUUCCUUGCUUACCAUCAGGUGUAUAUUUCGCUAAAGCAGAUUAUAAAGAUGGAGAAACGGAGUUUUUAUUCUCACCUUCGGUACAAGAAGUUCACGUCAAAGAUCAUGCUGUUAAGGUUGCCUUCUCUGUGACCGGUUUCACAGCCCGUGGACGAGUCGUUGUGGGUGGGAAAGGAGUUGCUGGAGCUGAAGUUCUUGUGGGUGGGAAAAAAGUGACUGAAACCGAUUCGAAUGGUUAUUAUACGCUUAGUGAUCUGAAGGAGGGAACUCUCGAGAUCACCGCCAAAGCACCUCACACCGUGUUUAGCGUCGAAAAGAAUACGUUAAAGCUGCCACACAUUAAGAUUAACGAUGUUAAAGUCGAAGGGUUCGAAGUGUGUGGAAGUGUGGAAAAGACUGCCUCAGAACAGAUAGCCACACCUCUGGUGUUGAAACGCAGCAAUAAUGCAGACACUGUUUCAAUUCGGCCAGGAUCGGAUGGAAAAUUCUGUAAGAUGGUUGCUCCAGCGAAAUAUACUAUUUCGCCUGCUGAUGUAUCUUCGACAUUAACUCCGAGAUCACUGGAUAUUGACGUAACGGCGAGCUCUGUUCAUGAUCUCCGUUUCACACAUUUUAAGACGGAUGCUGUAGUACUGGUCACCUGUAUAGGCACCUGUGAAACGCUGUCCAUCUCACUAUUACAUGGAGGAAAUGUCGUUGAUACAGUAAGUGGAAAGGACGAAUUUGUCUUCAAGAAUAUCGGACCAGGAAAUUACAAAGUUCACAUCAAUGAAGGCGAUAGAGCGUGUUGGGAACAACGCGAACUUCCUCUGGUAGUCGAAAAAGUUCGCCCACAACCGGUGCAUUUUGUGCAGAGCGGCUUCUCAGCCAGUAUUCAGUUGAGUCACUCGGCACAGCUAAAAUGGUCCCACAGCGAUAAGAAACAGCUGAAAGGAGAUGUCAACGCUCCAGCAGGGUUGUCGUCGGUUUGUGUGCCCGUUCAAGGACGCUAUCAUGUCCAUCUGAUUUCGUGCAUGAAUUUCGAUCCUCAGCAAUUCGACAUCAGUGUUGCCUCGGAUCAAGUCUAUGAGGCGAAAGCUAUGGAUGCAAAAAUAACGGGUGCUAUCAAGAGUACUGAUGGAAGUGGUUUUAUUGUUAAAGUCAAGUCUGGCGCCGGUGAACGCGAUGUCUCUGUAAGUUCAAACGGCGUAUUUGCAUUCCAUGAGCCGCUUACUUCAAACGGAGAUGUUGUGAUGACACCACAUUCGGCUACUCAUCUUUUCGAUCCACCCUCUUUUGCACUACGAUUCAGAGGUGACUGUGCAGAAAAUGUUGUGACAUUCAUCGCUACUAAAGGGAUUUUCAUUGACGGAUCGAUAACACCACCAGUAUCUGGAGUAAAGAUUACAGCAAAACACGAGAAAGAUGUGAAUGUUUACUUCGAAACGGUCUCGGAUUCGAAAGGAAAGUACAGAAUUGGUCCUGUUCGUCGAGUGCAAGACAUAAAAAUAACCGCUGAACUGGAUGGUUAUUCGUUCAGCGAGAAACCAGGUCAUGUUGGGCAGAUUCUUAGCAUGAAGUUAAGCAAACUUACGGUAGUAGUGUCCGACAUGGCAACUUCCGAACGUCUAGAUGAUGUGUUGUUAUCAAUAGUUGGUGAGAAGGAUUAUCGCAGUAACACUAUGAUUGACAAAAACGGGGAGAUUAACUUUGUUGGAUUGGCACCUGGAGAGUACUUUCUUCGUGCGAUACUGCAAGAGUACAAAUUUGAACCUUCUACGACAACUAUCGCGGUGAAAGAAGGACAACACGAACAUAUCGAACUAAGAGGAAAACGUGUAUCGUUUAGUGUGUUCGGACGUGUGCGAGAAAUGUCUGGAGCGGCUGUAGUGGGCGUGAUCAUCGAAGCGCUGUCAGAACAAUGUGAUCAACAUCAAUCUGAGGCGACAACCACUCAGGAUGGCUCCUACCGUAUCCGAGCGUUGAAACCUAGCUGUCAAUACAGGGUUUCAAUUAAGUCCGGCGCAGAUGGUGCUGCUGCUCCACACUGUUUCCCCUCACAAUUCGAAGUACGAAUGACAGCUGAAGAUUUAAAGGGACUGGAUAUGGUAGCUGCACCGUACGACCUAAGUACUGAUCUUGCUGUAGAGAUGGAAUUCGGCACGAUGACCAUACCACCUUUGUAUCGUCUUUACGUACAACGAGACGGUGAAACAAUUACACAGUCAGUAAUCCAUGCUCCGGUUACUGUAUUCUACCUAAACAACCUUCCACGUGAUGGUAGAGAGUAUUCCGUAAGAGUUGAACCGGAUCGGCAACAUCAAACAUUCCCAGCUAAGACGGUGUUCUUUACAACGGAUGCUCCUGUACGAGUAGUACGUAUACCAAUUACAUCAUCGAAACGAUCCGGAGAAGUAGAAAUAAGUGCCGGAUCACUGCUGGCGUUACCCUUCUUUGGACUUUUGGCAUUGGUGUUCUUUAAUCAGGGACGAUCUCUGGAACUUUUCCGAUCAUUCAUCUCAAUCGUUCGUCCAGCAAGUCCUUCAGUGGAACGCAAAAAGAGGAAAUAA
Molecule: messenger RNA, 3360 nt
Organism: Necator americanus (New World hookworm)
Lineage: Eukaryota; Metazoa; Nematoda; Chromadorea; Rhabditida; Ancylostomatidae
Exons: 27
Coding region: 1-3360 (1119 amino acids)
Cellular component (GO): endoplasmic reticulum membrane
Molecular function (GO): carbohydrate binding
Source: RefSeq, a predicted model, not a curated record